Triplophysa dalaica is the source of this 486-nucleotide messenger RNA. It is a transcript of the gene tmem88bl, whose product is annotated as transmembrane protein 88B. Lineage: Eukaryota; Metazoa; Chordata; Actinopteri; Cypriniformes; Nemacheilidae. Gene Ontology annotation, molecular function: PDZ domain binding. The transcript is spliced from 2 exons. Bases 1 to 486 code for a protein of 161 amino acids. Gene Ontology annotation, cellular component: plasma membrane. The record is from RefSeq and is a predicted model, not a curated record.
AUGUUUGGUGUGCCUGUGGUUUUGGAUGAUGAUGAUGAUGGUGAAGGUGAUGAUGGGAUGUGUGUGGUCGAGUGUGAUGACGGGGGGGUGUGGGGUCCUCGGCGGGGUCACAGUGAGUGUGUGCUGUGGACGGUCAUUCUUCUGCUGUGGAACCUCAUGCUGCUGAUGAUGUGUGCGGUUCUCCUGCUGCUCGUCUUCAGUGUCGUCCUGCUGCCCGCCGCCCUGCUGCUUUACACCGGAUUCCUCUGUCACUCACGGGUCGUGGCUUCAACGGCUCGUCUCUGUCGAUACCUUGACGACAACAGUAGCUCCGCCCUAACCAUCCUGGGCUUUGUGAUGAUGUCACCAUUGGUUGUGGUUGCUGCGGCGCUAUUCUGUGCUCUUCUUAGGCGGCUACACAUCUUCUUAUAUUUCCAGCCAAUCACAGGAGCUCGUCAUCAUGGGCGGGGUCUGUGCUGGAGGCGGGACGUUCGUGUCUGGGUUUGA